AUGUCUGGACCCAAAAUCGCUAUCGUCAUCUACUCGAUGUAUGGCCAUAUCGCAAAGAUGGCUGAGGCAGUCAAGAAAGGUAUCGAAUCCGAGGGAGGCCAUGCGACCAUCCUCCAGGUAGCAGAGACGCUUCCUGAGGAUAUCUUGACCAAGAUGCACGCUCCUCCAAAGCCAGAAUAUCCAGUUGCGGCUCCUGCCGACUUGUUGGAAUAUGAUGGCUAUCUCUUUGGAAUCGCCACCCGUUUUGGCGGCUUCCCCGCACAGUUCAAGGCCUUCUGGGAUGCCUCCGGCCAGCUUUGGCAGUCCGGACACCUCGCAGGUAAAUUCGCAGGAGCAUUCGUCGCAACUGGAGGACCCGGAGGUGGUCAAGAGUCGACCUACUUCUCCAUCUUGACGACGUUUGUCCACCAUGGCCUCGUCUUUGUUCCUCUCGGCUAUAAGUACACCAGUGAUCUCUGGAACUCGAAUUUCUCAGAGAUUAGAGGAGGAUCUCCGUUUGGAGCAGGCACGUUUGCGGGUGAUGGCACGCGCCAGCCUAGCGAGGUGGAGCUUGAAACGGCGUCCAUUCAAGGUCGUGAAUUCUUCAAGCUCGUUAAACGGUACGCCUGA
Messenger RNA from Serendipita indica DSM 11827, 609 nucleotides. The record is from the annotation of a GenBank genome assembly. Lineage: Eukaryota; Fungi; Basidiomycota; Agaricomycetes; Sebacinales; Serendipitaceae.